AUGGAAAUUGAAACGAUGGACGAAGACCGAUGUUUCGUGGCACGCGACUACUCGAAGGGGCUGGCCGUUCAAUUCGACACCGAGGUGCCAGAUAUGCUUCAAGGAAGGGUACGUGAAGCUGACUGGCGGAGAACGAUACGGGCAAUAAACGAAAAAUUUACGGAAGCUGAAAGGAUCGACCGGCUACUCGCGCAAGAAAAUAAAGAAGUCUACGGUCCAGUCGGCGUCCAUAUUCUCAACCCCAUGUUUCGCGGACUUCGAGUGAUAGAGAUCACGGUGAAGCGGCCUCGA
Molecule: messenger RNA, 291 nt
Organism: Mesorhabditis spiculigera
Lineage: Eukaryota; Metazoa; Nematoda; Chromadorea; Rhabditida; Rhabditidae
Source: the annotation of a GenBank genome assembly